UACGAUCGAAGGUAAUACCCGAUAGACUUCCCGAAAAUGGCAACGAAAAUAGAAGAUUGGAUGUGUGAAGAACUAGAAAAGCUUGGCAUUCCAGCUUCUCUUGAAAAUGCACAUUACAUUCUAAGUAUUGGAAGUGCAGAAGAUUUAGAGGAAUACAUGUUAGAGCUAUUAGAUGGCAGUGAUCCACGUGUCCAUAAAUUUAUACAUGAACUAUUAAUAAAGUGGGAUCCACCUGAAAAUGGACUUGAAAUUAUACAGGUUUACAGAAAACCUGCCCUAGGAGAUGAGGAUGGGAAUUCAAAGAAAAAAACAGAGAAAUCAAACAAACACACAGACAACCAGAAGAAAGGACUGGUGAAUGGAGCUGCCAAAUCUAAAAGUGACAGUUUUCCAUCUGCCAAGACAAACUCAGCACAGCUUCCUUCCAACGAUCCUAAAAAGAAAAGUAAAUUUGUGCCACUUUAUAGUCAGGAAGGGCAGGAGAAGACUGUUGUUAGAUUACAAGGUCGACAUGCAUGUGAAUGUCAGGCAGCCAAACACAAAUUAAUAAGUAAUUGCACUAGAUGUGGUCGGGUUGUUUGUGAACAGGAGGGAUCAGGACCAUGUUUGUUUUGUGGACAUUUGGUUUGUACAGUAGAAGAACAGGAAGUGAUAUCUCGUGGUUCAAAGAAAAGUGAACAGUUACGACAUCGGUUAAUGAAGGACGCAGAUCGAGUGCAAUAUAUCCGAGAUAAAAAAGACUUCUUACCUAGUUCUAGUUCUAAAAUUAAUGAGGGAUACCAGAAAGCUCUUCAACAUAAAGAUAAAUUAUUAGAUUAUGAUAAAUCAAGUGCAAGAAGGACACAAGUAAUAGACGAUGAAUCUGAUUAUUUUGCUACAGACAGUAAUAGAUGGUUAAGUAAUAAAGAACGAGAAAAAUUACGGAAACGAGAAGAAGAAUUAAGGUCACAACGAUUUGCUUCAAGAAAAGAUAGAAAAAUUACAUUAGAUUUUGCUGGUCGACAAGUGCUAGAAGAAAACAAUACUGUUGAUAUGUAUAAUGUGAAUGAUGAAGUAGUUCAGGAAAUACAAUAUGGUGCUAAACAUAAAAAACAGGCGUUUGUAAACAAAGAGGAAGACUUUGAUUCAAUUACUGGAAUUGUCAAUCCUAAUAUUAAACAGCAUGCACCUCAGUUUGUAGAUGACAAGGUUAGUGGUAAAAAUUCUCCUGCAAAUGUAGCGGGACCAGAAAAAAAGAAACCAGUCAGAAUACAAGACAGAGAGCUGUUACAGAUGUCAGACGAUGGCCAUUGUCUUAGCAUGCAUCAACCAUGGGCAUUAUUGUUGGUCAAGGGUACUAAAAUUCACGAAGGUAGAUCAUGGUAUACACCUAUCCGUGGACGGUUGUGGAUUGCUGCUACAGCUAAGUCACCUUCUCCGCAGGAAACAGUGGAUGUGGAACAGCAAUACAGAUAUUUACUUAAUGACCAGAAGAUAUCAUUCCCUACACAUUACCCAGUAGCUUGUUUGUUAGGUUGUGUUGAUCUAGUUGAUUGCUUACCACAAGACGAAUAUAGAAAAAAGUUUCCAGAUGGAGAGUCGAUAUCACCUUAUGUGUUUAUAUGUGAAAACCCACAAGAAUUAGUUGUUAAAUUUCCAAUCAAAGGGAAACAUAAGAUAUAUAAGUUAGAAGGACAUAUACACCAAGCUGCCAAGAAAGGAUUACGAAGUUCAAGUGAUUAAAAUCUGUGAUAAACAACAUGUUAA
Molecule: messenger RNA, 1746 nt
Organism: Mytilus trossulus (common blue mussel)
Lineage: Eukaryota; Metazoa; Mollusca; Bivalvia; Mytilida; Mytilidae
Product: activating signal cointegrator 1-like
Exons: 12
Coding region: 37-1722 (561 amino acids)
Biological process (GO): positive regulation of DNA-templated transcription
Cellular component (GO): nucleus
Molecular function (GO): zinc ion binding; transcription coactivator activity
Source: RefSeq, a predicted model, not a curated record